This is a messenger RNA of Centropristis striata (black sea bass), 1291 nucleotides long. RefSeq names its product aquaporin 10b (gene aqp10b). Gene Ontology annotation, molecular function: water channel activity; glycerol channel activity; urea transmembrane transporter activity. Gene Ontology annotation, cellular component: plasma membrane; basolateral plasma membrane. The coding region runs from base 93 to 1205 and encodes 370 amino acids. The record is from RefSeq and is a predicted model, not a curated record. Gene Ontology annotation, biological process: glycerol transmembrane transport; water transport. Lineage: Eukaryota; Metazoa; Chordata; Actinopteri; Perciformes; Serranidae. The transcript has 6 exons.
UAAUCAGCUGAGCUCACAGCAAACUGGGUCAGGACCGUUUGCAGGAGUCAGUGCAGUGAAGUAUUUCAAAUCAUGUCUGCUGUGAUUGAGGUAUGAAGAUGUACAAAGUGAACUACUCUCCUCUCCUCCUACGUGCACACACACCACCGCCACCGGCUCCUCAGCCAUGCCAUAAAGUGUGUGACGUAGCCUACAGCCCCAGUAUGAAAGGGCAAACUCUGCUCAGUCAGGCAGACAGUGCAGUGCUGUGCGGGUCAGAUCCACCUGAUGUCAGCGUCCCGGCUCUGAAAGCUCACCUGUGGCCGGACGGAGCAGAGGAAACCUCGGGGAUGGAGAGGCUGCUGAGGAAAUGUCAGAUCAGAAGCCAGCUGCUCAGGGAGUGCUUGGCAGAAUGCCUCGGAGUCUACGUCCUGAUUCUGUUCGGAUGUGGCGCUGUUGCCCAAGUGACCACAUCUGAAGACAAGAAGGGGCAGUACCUGUCAAUCAAUCUGGGCUUUGCUCUGGGAGUAACGUUUGGGGUCUUUGUGUCUCGUGGAGUCUCAGGAGCUCAUCUGAACCCUGCUGUGUCUCUGAGUUUGUGUGUUUUGGGUCGACAUCCCUGGUUGAAGUUACCUUUCUACGUCUUCUUCCAAGUGCUCGGAGCCUUUCUGGCUGCAGCAACAGUCGGCCUGCAGUACCACGAUGCCAUCCACGCGUUCAGCGGAGGUGAGUUGACCGUGACGGGUCCCACUGCCACAGCCGGCAUCUUCGCCACCUACCCAGCUGAUUACCUGAGUGUUUGGGGAGGAGUCAUGGACCAGGUGAUCGGCACGGCUGCACUGCUGCUGUGUGUCCUGGCUCUCGGGGACCAGAAGAACUGCUCCCUCCCUGGGGGUCUCCAGCCGGUCCUGGUGGGAGCAGCCGUGCUAGUCAUCGGGAUCUCGAUGGGCUCCAACAGCGGCUACGCCCUCAACCCCGCCAGGGAUUUUGGCCCUCGACUGUUCACGUACUUCGCCGGCUGGGGAGUGGAUGUUUUCAGUGCCGGGGGAGGUUGGUGGUGGGUGCCCAUAGUGGCCCCCUGUGUCGGGGCGCUGCUGGGAACUCUGAUCUACGAGCUGAUGAUUGAGGUCCACCAUCCUCUCAGUCCAGCUGAGCUCCAGACCACAUGUCAAGAAGCCACUGAGGGCAGAUCGGAGCUGGAGCUGGACUGUGAAAAACCUACUUAGUGGUAAAUGAAGGGUUGUUAACCCUUUAUCAGGCGAAUAACUAUAUUUGGUAAACUCAGUAGAUAUCAAAAUGGGGUCGAGAAAAA